This is a messenger RNA of Ictidomys tridecemlineatus (thirteen-lined ground squirrel), 3900 nucleotides long. It is a transcript of the gene Ephb4, whose product is annotated as EPH receptor B4. Gene Ontology annotation, cellular component: dendrite; plasma membrane. The record is from RefSeq and is a predicted model, not a curated record. NCBI's taxonomy places the organism in Eukaryota, Metazoa, Chordata, Mammalia, Rodentia, Sciuridae. Gene Ontology annotation, molecular function: protein binding; ATP binding; transmembrane-ephrin receptor activity. Gene Ontology annotation, biological process: protein phosphorylation; ephrin receptor signaling pathway; axon guidance.
CCUGGGGGGGCUAGGGCCCCCCAAACUCGGAUCGGAUCCAACCCGAGUGAGGCGGCGCCAUGGAGCUCCGGGCGCUGCUCUGCUGGGCUUCGCUCACCGCCGCUUUAGAAGAGACUUUACUGAACACAAAAUUGGAAACUGCCGAUCUGAAGUGGGUGACAUUCCCUCAGGUGGAGGGCCAGUGGGAGGAGCUGAGCGGCCUGGACGAGGAGCAGCACAGUGUGCGCACGUAUGAGGUGUGCGACCUGCAGCGAGCCCCAGGCCUGGCUCACUGGCUGCGGACGGGCUGGGUCCCUCGUCGUGGCGCUGUGCACGUGUACGCCACGCUGCGCUUCACCAUGCUCGAGUGCCUGUCUCUGCCGCGGGCUGGCCGCUCCUGCAAGGAGACUUUCACCGUCUUCUACUAUGAGAGCGAUGCAGACACAGCCACAGCCCUCACGCCGGCCUGGAUGGAGAACCCCUACAUCAAGGUGGACACAGUGGCUGCGGAGCAUCUCACAAGGAAGCGCCCUGGGGCUGAGGCGACUGGGAAGGUGAACGUCAAGACGCUGCGUCUGGGCCCGCUCAGCAAGGCCGGCUUCUACCUGGCCUUCCAGGACCAGGGCGCCUGCAUGGCCCUGCUGUCACUGCACCUCUUUUACAAGAAGUGCCCCCCACUGACGGUGAACCUGACCCACUUCCCAGGGACUGUGCCUCGGGAGCUUGUGGUGCCUGUGGCUGGGAGCUGUGUAGCAGACGCUGUCCCUGCCCCUGGCCCCAGCCCCAGCCUCUACUGUCGAGAGGAUGGCCAGUGGGCCGAGCAGCCGGUCAUCGGCUGCAACUGUAACCCAGGGUUCGAGGCCACCGAGGGGAACACAAAGUGCCGAGCCUGUGGCCAGGGCACCUUCAAGCCCGAGUCAGGAGAGGGGUCCUGCCAGCCAUGUCCGGCCAAUAGCCAUUCUAACACCAUCGGGUCCUCUGUCUGCCAGUGCCGCAUUGGGUACUACCGGGCCCGUGCGGACCCCCAAGGCGCACCCUGCACCACCCCUCCUUCUGCUCCAAGAAGUGUGGUUCCCCAUCUGAAUGGCUCCUCCCUGCACCUGGAAUGGAGUGCGCCCCUCGAGUCUGGCGGCCGGGACGACCUCACCUAUGCACUUCGCUGCCGAGAGUGUCGUCCAGGGGGGUCCUGCCUGCCCUGUGGGGGAGACCUGACCUUUGACCCCGGCCCCCGGGACCUGGUGGAGCCCUGGGUGGCUAUUCGAGGGCUGCGUCCUGACUUCACCUAUACUUUUGAGGUCACUGCCUUGAAUGGCGUGUCCUCUUUAGCCACAGGGCCUGUCCCAUUUGAGCCUGUCAACGUCACCACCGACCGGGAGGUGCCCCCUGCAGUGUCUGACAUCCGUGUGACACGGUCAUCACCCAGCAGUUUGAGCUUGGCAUGGGCUGUGCCGCGAGCGCCCAGUGGGGCUGUUCUGGACUACGAGGUCAAGUACCAUGAGAAGGGUGCAGAGGGCCCAAGCAGUGUACGGUUUUUAAAGACCUCAGAAAACCGCGCUGAGCUUCGGGGGCUGAAGCGGGGAGCCAGCUACCUUGUCCAGGUGCGGGCACGCUCUGAGGCCGGCUAUGGGCCCUUUGGCCAGGAACAUCACAGUCAGACCCAGCUGGAUGAGAGUGAGAGCUGGCGGGAGCAGCUGGCCCUGAUAGCAGGCACAGCGGUCGUUGGUGUGGUCCUGGUCCUGGUGGUCAUUGUCAUUGCUGUCCUCUGCCUCAGGAAGCAGAGCAACGGGAGGGAGGCCGAAUACUCGGACAAACACGGGCAGUAUCUCAUCGGGCAUGGUACGAAGGUCUACAUUGACCCCUUCACAUAUGAAGACCCCAAUGAGGCUGUGAGGGAGUUUGCCAAAGAGAUCGACGUCUCCUAUGUGAAGAUUGAGGAGGUGAUAGGUGCAGGCGAGUUUGGUGAGGUGUGCCGGGGGCGACUGAAGGCCCCUGGGAAGAAGGAGAGCUGUGUGGCCAUCAAGACCCUAAAGGGGGGCUACACCGAACGGCAGCGGCGGGAGUUCCUGAGCGAGGCCUCCAUCAUGGGCCAGUUUGAGCACCCCAACAUCAUCCGCCUGGAGGGCGUGGUCACCAACAGCGUGCCCGUCAUGAUCCUCACUGAGUUCAUGGAGAACGGAGCCCUGGACUCUUUCCUUCGGCUGAACGACGGGCAGUUUACGGUCAUCCAGCUGGUGGGCAUGUUGCGGGGCAUUGCCUCUGGCAUGCGGUACCUUGCUGAGAUGAGCUAUGUCCACCGAGACCUGGCUGCCCGCAACAUCCUGGUCAACAGCAACCUAGUCUGCAAGGUCUCUGACUUUGGCCUUUCCCGAUUCCUGGAGGAGAACUCUUCUGAUCCCACCUAUACGAGCUCUCUGGGAGGAAAGAUUCCCAUCCGUUGGACGGCCCCUGAGGCCAUUGCCUUCCGAAAGUUCACAUCUGCCAGCGACGCCUGGAGCUAUGGGAUUGUGAUGUGGGAGGUGAUGUCUUUUGGGGAACGGCCCUACUGGGACAUGAGCAAUCAGGACGUGAUCAAUGCCAUUGAGCAGGACUAUCGGCUGCCCCCGCCCCCAGACUGCCCCACCUCCCUCCACCAGCUCAUGCUGGACUGUUGGCAGAAGGAUCGGAAUGCCCGGCCCCGCUUCCCCCAGGUGGUCAGCGCCCUCGACAAGAUGAUCCGGAACCCUGCCAGCCUCAAAAUCGUGGCCAGGGAGAAUGGCGGUGCCUCGCACCCUCUCCUGGAUCAGCGGCAGCCUCACUACUCGGCUUUUGGCUCUGUGGGAGAAUGGCUUCGAGCCAUCAAGAUGGGGAGAUACGAAGAAAGUUUUGCAGCAGCUGGGUUUGGCUCUUUCGAGCUGGUCAGCCAGAUCUCCGCCGAGGAUCUGCUCCGAAUUGGAGUCACUCUGGCUGGACACCAGAAGAAAAUCUUGGCCAGUGUCCAGCAUAUGAAGUCCCAAGCCAAGCCUGGAGCUCCGGGUGGGACAGGAGGACAAGCCCCUCAGUAUUGACCUCCAGGAAUUCCUCACCCCAGGGGCAUGGCCUCCCCUUUUUCCUGGGGUAAAGUCGGGUGGGGUCUCACAGAGGCCCCCAUCCCUGGCCCCACUGGAUUGCACUUUGAACCCAUAGGUGUGGAGAGUUGGCAAUUUGGAGAGACAGGACUUAGGGUUUGUGCUAUAUCACAUCCCGUCCCCUCGGGGUGGGAAACCCCAAACCCCAGGGUGAGGGCACCUUUCCCUCAGAACUGGGUGUGACCAGAGGGAAAGGAAGCACCCAUAAUCUCCCAGCUUCCCCAGAGGGCUCCCCAGGUGCUCCCUCACCUCCAUGGGCAUGUUCUUGCAGACCAAAGAGAGGGUGACCAGCCUGCCAGCUGGGAGUGGAGCGCUGUCCCAGGAGGCAGGAAGGGGUGUCAUGCAAUGACACAGUCAUUGAUCUUUGAUGCCCCGACUUGCUGCUGUUGCCACCGAACUCAAUCAUUCUUCCUUGUAAAUGCCCCUCCCCCAUCUGCUGCCUUCAUAUUGAAGGUUCUUGAGUUUUAUUUUUUUGUUCUUGGUCUUCAUUCCCUCCCUCCCCUCUUUCUGUUUUGUUUUUCUGCCAUCCCAGUCCUUAUUUUUUGUUUUGGAGGGCACCUGUUUCUCCUCUCCUCCUUUGCCCAAGGUUGAAACAGGGACCCUUCGAAGUGUCUUGUUUCCAGAGCAGUGCCUUGGUCACACCACAGUCCCAGAUGGUUCCCUGCCCCCCAAAUCCCCCCAAGCUGUGUCAGUGAGGGAAGUGUGGGGAAGGGGGGCUGUGGUGGAAACCAGAGACAGACGCUGGUGCUUGGAGGGGUCCUUAAAUUAUAUUUAAAAAGAAACUUUUUUUGUAUAAAUAAAAGAAAAUGGGACAUGU